CCUUAUAACUGAUUUGAAUUGUAUUGUGGUUUUGCGGUUCUGCACCUGAAAUACUGUCGGUAUAUGAUUCCUGACACAUUAUUCUGUUUUGAUAAGUUUAAAAACAUGCACGUUGAUGUUUGUGUUUAUUUAGGUGUUGAUUAGCUUUGCUCUGGAAUGAGAAGAUUACGCAAAACAAAGGUUUUUUUUCUCUUUUGUGCUUGUCUGACAUGUGUAGUGUCUGUACUCUAUGGUGAAUAUUUGGUUUACUAUCUAAAUUCUACAAAAUGGCUUCCAGUCAGUUGCAAAAACCAGCAGGAAUGUGUGAGGAUAUUAUUUGUAGCUGAUCCUCAGAUUAUUGGUAAUUGGAAUGAAGUGUUUCAUCCCAUCACGCCUUUCAGUAUUUAUGAUAGUGACAGGUAUCUAAAAAAGACUUUCAAGUAUGCCCAGGCCUUUGUCAAACCAGAUGUUAUUGCAUUUUUGGGUGACUUGAUGGAUGAGGCCCAUAUAGCAAGUGAUGAAGAUUUCUACAGCUACAUUCGAAGAAUAUUUAACAUAUUUCUAGAUGGUUCUGAUCUUUCAAAAAAUGUCAAGCACAUCUGGAUUCCGGGUGACAAUGACAUUGGUGGGGAGGACACAAAAGUGACCCCAAAAAAAUUGCAAAGAUUUGAGCGAGCUUUUUCGCAGCCAAGCAUAACAGUUGUUAAAAAUGUAACUUUUUUUAAAAUCAAUCGGUUGACAUCCAUAAUUCCAGUUUACAAAAAGGAAAGGGACUUUUAUAAUGUCCGCGAAAUUUUUGUUGGUCUGAGUCAUGUGCCUUUGAUGUUUAAACCGUCUCCCUUUGUCGAUAAAGUAAUCAACAAAAUGUUGCCUCACGUUUUGUUCACCGCUCACGAACACAAAUCAAUGAUAAUCAAAACGGACGCUUUACUCCGACAGGACUUUCACAUUACGCCGGUAACUCCAGAAAAUACGAAGAUUUUCCAAUUUACCCUAGGGUCGACUGAUAUGUACGAAAUUAUGGUGCCGACAUGUUCUUACCGGAUGGGCACCACAAAAAUCGGCUUCGGCUAUGCUGCAAUCGAACGCAACGAAUUGAAAUUUACAAUACUGUGGUCCCCAUCUCGUUUUGAGGUGCUCGCCGUUUAUCUAUUUCUAUUCAUAUUUUUUACGCUGGCUGCGUUUUGCAUUAAAUGCUGCCCUAAAAUCUAAUCGCUUCUUGUUGCAAUAAAUCAAGAUUUGUAUAUUUUUCAAUUUCACUGUAAAAUAAUAAAAAUACUUCAAAAAA
Cylas formicarius (sweet potato weevil) is the source of this 1267-nucleotide messenger RNA. RefSeq lists its product as uncharacterized. NCBI's taxonomy places the organism in Eukaryota, Metazoa, Arthropoda, Insecta, Coleoptera, Brentidae. The transcript has 6 exons. Gene Ontology annotation, cellular component: endoplasmic reticulum. The record is from RefSeq and is a predicted model, not a curated record. The coding region runs from base 157 to 1191 and encodes 344 amino acids. Gene Ontology annotation, molecular function: hydrolase activity. Gene Ontology annotation, biological process: GPI anchor biosynthetic process.